This is a messenger RNA of Trichomonas vaginalis G3, 336 nucleotides long. RefSeq lists its product as uncharacterized. The coding region runs from base 1 to 336 and encodes 111 amino acids. The record is from RefSeq and is a predicted model, not a curated record. The transcript has a single exon. Lineage: Eukaryota; Parabasalia; Trichomonadida; Trichomonadidae.
AUGAAUUUUGAGCAGGUAAUUCUCAGAUUACUGCUCCAAUUUCCUUCACACACGUUUUUGCAGAAUAAAAUACGCGAAUUUAUUGAAGAAGCUUUAGAAAACACGCUUCUUAGAUUUGAUUUUGCAUCGUUUUUAAUUCCACCAUUAAUGGAAAUAGCAACGGCAUCACCACCAUCAGCAUUGCACGCAAAUGCUUACGAAAUACUCUCUUUCAUCAAUGAGAACUCCAAUAAGCAUGGAAAUCUGAAAGAAAUUAUUCUCCCUUCAGAUUUUAUUUCUUUUAUCGAACUUUCUAUUAAACCAAGAGCAAAGAUGCUCAAAUCCUUCUUUUAUUAA